Molecule: messenger RNA, 645 nt
Organism: Lotus japonicus
Lineage: Eukaryota; Viridiplantae; Streptophyta; Magnoliopsida; Fabales; Fabaceae
Product: NAC domain-containing protein 83-like
Exons: 3
Coding region: 1-645 (214 amino acids)
Biological process (GO): regulation of DNA-templated transcription
Molecular function (GO): DNA binding
Source: RefSeq, a predicted model, not a curated record
AUGGAGGACCUCAUGACUUAUGUUGACGAUGAUGGGAGUGUUAGGUUGCUACCUGGGUACAAGUUUGAUCCAACUGAUGAGGUUCUUGUGGACUUUUACCUGAAGAGGAGGGUGUUUGCUCAACCUCUUCCUUUUCACAUCAUUCCAGAUUUUAAUGUGUUUCAAACUGAGCCUUGGGGCCUUCCAGGAGGAGAUGGAAAUAUUUUCAAUGAGCGCAAGUGCUUCUUCUACAAUAUUAUGGGUCGUGAUUUUGAAAACAUUGACAUGAGAAGUGCAGGGAGUGGCCAGUGGAGAGUUAUGGAAAAAGACAAAUAUGUUCCUAUCCCUCGAAACAAUCAAGUGAUUGGGAAGAGGAAUACCUUGAAUUUUUGGGAAGUGCAAGGAGCCUAUGCUAGAAGGACCGAAUGGGUGAUGCAUGAAUUUCGUCUUGCAUCAAUUACUAACCCAUCUAAGAUGACAAAUUGGGCUGUUUACCGCGUCUUUAAGAAUAAGAAUAAAAAGAAGGUGAAGGAUGCAAGAGGGUGUAAUGAGGAAAGCUCCAAUGCAGGAAGUACCGAAGACAUUGGUUUCAACGUUGAGAGUAGCAGUUUCUCAGAACCUUCCCAAAUGGCCCAUUCCUUAAUUGAGGGCAGCAAAUCUUCUUGA